UUAUCUAUUUUGCGAAGCAGAACAAUUGAUUUUUUCCUCUUGUUGAUAAAUUACAUAUAUCUUUGUGACAUUUGGGUGACGAAAUGUGCAGAAUAUCCGAAAAUGGAUAAAAUCCUUCGAUAUCUAUUCAUUUUGAUAAAUUUACAACAAAUCUAUGAUGUUGUGAAUGGCGAGCAGGAAAAUUUGCAACAAAAAUUCACCAGCAAGUGCGAUGAUUUGUGCAUUGACCAAAGUGAAAAUGGAACCAAGGAAUUGGGUAAAAAGGAGUGCUUACGAGGCUGCCAGUAUUUUAACAUCGAAUUUUUGCUGAAUGCUCGAAAUAAAGACAAAGACAAAAAUGUUGAUCUCAAUCAGUUGGUGGAACGAUGUGGUACUUCCUGUAGUGAUGCAUACAUCGGAGACAAACCGAAGAAAGAGCACUGUUUUCGUGGUUGCAAUGAAAUGAUGACAUUGCAAGCGAAAGCUCCGCUUAUUAACGGUUGGCUAGUGUAUAUGGGUGCCACGGACCGUAAUAUGGUACUGCUUCAACCGGAUUUUGACAUUCCAUCGAAAGAAGACUGGGUUCUAUUGGAUUCGAUGUGGCGUGCUAAUGAGUAUGACUAUGACUCACAGUAUGGUAGCUACGAUAAAAUUUCCACACAAAUUGAAACGGUGCCGCAUUACAUAAAUGGGCGUGAGCAAUUCACCAUAAAUUAUUGUAUUCCUGUGUGGAUGUGGAUGUUACCGCUUUUCUUACUAGUCGCCUUCAUCUACAUUCACUACAGCAAUUAUAUUUACGGUAUGUUCCUCAAUGAGAGUCUUCAACAAGAGUUCGGAUUGAUUUGUCCGAGCCAAACAGUGAACGGUGUGCCAAUUAAUGUGACCAAUGUUAAUGAGAAAAAGUGUUUGCGACCGCAUCAAGAAUAUUCCGUCGGCACUGAUUUCUUUUUCUAUCCCGCUCCGGCUGUUCCACCACCAAAGUACAACGAAAUCGCCGAAUCCAUGCUGAUGGACAGCAGCGAUGAUGAACAUGACACGGCCAUCUGCAACAGCAGCAGCAGUAGCACCAACACCAACCAAAAACAAAACGAAGCGCAGGUUAUCACAGCCAAAAAGGACGCCGGCAACGAGGAUAAGAGACAUUCCGUUGUCGACAUUUAAUUUAUAAGUUGAGCAGCAUUUUUUUCGUGUGCAAUUUUUAUGAGCAUAUAAAUUGAUUCUCUAUCGUCUUGAUCCGGCAGCUUGAACCAUUUAGUGGUGUUGAAUUGACCGACUCAGUUUAAUCUGCAUUUUCUAAAGAUUUACUUAUCAGUAUCGAUUAUACAUACUAUAUAGUAUUGGUCAUACAAUUUAGACGAGAAUCUCUGUCCCCUGAAAAAAGUAAACCAUGCAAAAUACUCAACACAUACGCUAAAGAACCAGACACAUCACGGAAUCUUCGACUUUGAGUAUUUUCGUAUUUUUGUUUCUUUUUUGUACAACAUAUUUUUUUUUUCUUCAAACGAAUCUUUGUGAUAUUGAGCUGAAUUCAAAAUUUUGAUUAUUUUUAAUGAUUUUUUUUUUGUUCAUUUUGAAAAAAAAAAUUCAGUUAAAUUGUUGAUUUAUGUUUAUUUUUUAGUGUGUUUGUAUACAUGUCGAUGUGUUGUUUGACAGUCAUCGGUUAAAUAUAUGCUUACGUGCUUUAAUUUGUCUUUUGUUAUAAUUUUAAUGACAUGAUAUUAUUUUUCUCUGUUCAUUUUUAGUCAUAAGUUCAGUAUAACCAUGACCUAUCAAGUCUUUCGUAAUAACGAUUCCAUCAGGCAAUAUGACAUAUUUUUUAAAUGUAAUAAAAUAAAUAACGAAAGAGGACAAGAGUGUUCAAUUUGAUAAUUCAAUUGGAUUUAUCAAAGGUUGUUCUUUGUAGUCGAAUCAACCGACAUAAUUUUUUUAGCAUUACACUUUCAUCUUGUGUGUGUGUGUUGAUGUGUAGUUUAAUAACUUGCAUUUUUGAAAUGAAAUAAAAAAAAACAAAAACAAAAAUAAACCAAAUUUUCAUCUUCAGAUAAACAAAAAAAAAAUGGUUUUUCUUUUCACUGAAAAAUAACUUGAUAUUUUGGAAUUAGAAACGAAAUUAUGUGUAUUUAGCAAAUUUUUAGCGCAUCGGCUGUAUUUAUUCUUACAAAUGUUAGAAACAAGGCAAAACAUGAAUAAAAUGGAAUAAAGUCUGAACGCAAUAUUUAGAUCAACAUGACAUUUAUAAAUUUCUUUUU
Messenger RNA from Sitodiplosis mosellana (orange wheat blossom midge), 2228 nucleotides. RefSeq lists its product as uncharacterized. The record is from RefSeq and is a predicted model, not a curated record. NCBI's taxonomy places the organism in Eukaryota, Metazoa, Arthropoda, Insecta, Diptera, Cecidomyiidae. The coding region runs from base 103 to 1140 and encodes 345 amino acids. The transcript has 3 exons.